GUUUCUGUAACAAGAACCACGUGGUUUCGGUGUAGACUUCUGUCAUGGCGGGAUACAUGAAAUGGAAAAAUGGACCCCUCUCCAAAAUAGUUUUGCUAAUUGUGCUUUUGUGUAUAUUAGGGACACACCAAAUCUCAGGAAGUCAUAUCAACAUAAUCAAUAUCAAAGAUGGCCAGGAGUCUGACAGAACAGGGUCGAGUCACUUCUGCUAUCUCAACCCAAUUGUCCCAGGUUGGAAGGAAACAUGGACAAGAAUCCAGAUUAGAGUAUGGAGCUCGAAACAGCUGAAGGUGACUGUUGUGGAGGAUGAGGAGAAGCUGCAGGAACUAGAACACUUCAGUGUCUGGGGUCUUGUGCAGUACCUAAUGCUUGAGCAGACCAAUGAAACCACCAUCAGCAUCAGCCUGUUCAGCCCAAAGACCUGCUUCAAGAUUGACCCCAUCAACCUUGGAGCACAAUACACUGUAAUGCCCAUACGAAAAUUUGACAUUUACAUGUUUGUGACAUUCCUGGCUGGAGUGCUGUUAUUCAUCUUUGCAGACUCACUCAGCAGGAGUCAGGUAUUCUAUUACUCUGCUGGCAUGAGCACAGGUAUGAUUGCCUCCCUUAUCAUCCUCAUCUUCAUCAUGGCACGCUUUCUGCCCAAGAAAAGCCCAUUUUACAUGGUAAUAGUUGGUGGUUGGUCCUUUUCCGUUUACAUCAUCCAGCUUGUGUUCAGGAACCUACAGAUGAUUCUGAGAGAGCACUGGCACAUGGCUUUUGGCUAUGCUGCAGUGGUUGGGUUUAUCAGUUUUGCUGUGUGCUAUCGUCAUGGCCCUCUUGUGGAGGAAAGGAGUAUAAAUAUCCUGUCCUGGACACUGCAGUUGUUUGGCCUGCUACUGAUCUACAGUGGGAUCCAGGUUCAGCAAGUGGCGUUGGCCAUCAUCGUGGCUGCCUUCUGCUCUAAGAACCUGGAGUAUUCCAUUUCAUUGAUCCUUCUUGCUUGGCGCAAAGUCAAGCCAACUCUGCGCUGGAAGCCAGAGCCUCGUCGGCUGCUGACUGAAGAGGAGUUCCAGAAACAGGGGGAGGUGGAGACGCAGCAUGCCCUGGAGGAGCUGAGGAAGUACUGCAGCAGUCCAGACUUCAGCAAAUGGAAGGCAGUCUCUCGACUUGCGUCCCCAAAAAGGUUUGCUGAUUUUGUGGAGGGCUCACCUCACCUGAUAUCGAAUGAGGUUUCUGUGCAUGCGCAGGAAUAUGGAUCGUUCUUUGAGGAUGAUUUCUUUGACACGGAUGAGGAAGAUGAGGAGAAUAUGAUGAAUGCUUUGAAAAAAGAAGACCUUCGAUGGAAUGACAGAGACUUGUGAAGGUGAAUAGAUGUGGUUAUUUUCCUGUAGCAAGGUUAAUGGAGCAUAGUGCUGACUGGCUUUCAACCCCUACGGCUCUCCUCCAACCAUAAGACAGGUGCUCAUGAAUCGCCAUGGAGAUGGUGGAAGCUGGCCAUUGCUAGGCCUGUGAGCUAAUGUCUGGCAUCCAGGUUGCGGCAUACAUAAUACUGUACACUGAGUGUACAAAACAUUCGCAACACCUUCCUAAUAUUGAGUUGCUCCCCCUUUUGCCCCCAGAACAGCCUCAAUUUGUCGGCGCAUGGACUCUACAAGGUGUUGAAAGCGUUCCACAAUGGUGCUGGCCCAUGUUGACUCCAAUGCUUCCCACAGUUGUGUCAAGUGGGCUGGAUGUCCUUUGGGUGGUGGACCAUUCUUGAUACACACCUCAUUCCAAGGAACUUACAUUUUUGUCUUGCCCAUUCACCCUCUGAAUGGCACACAUACACAAUUCAUGUUUCAAUUGUCUCAAGGCUUAAAAAUAAAAAAAGUUACCUGUUUUCUCCCCUUCAUCUACACUGAUUGAAGUGGAUUUAACAAGUGACAUUAAGAAGGGGUCAUAGCUUUCACCUGGUCAGUCUGUCAUGGAAAGAGCAGGUGUUCCUGAUGUUUUGUAUACUCAGUGUAGAUUGCUUAUGGCAACCACACGUUUUGGUUAUCGACACAGAGCCAGAUUCUGACUUGAGAAAUGAGAAUGUAGUGUUUCUCAAAUUAGGAUUGAGUCCUGUGUUUGAAUUCAUCUGAGAAACCUAUUGGUCAGUAAGUAAGGGUUUAUGACCACUAAGAAUGGGGUAUUUUAUUUUCUUGGAGGAAUGUCACAACUUUAUCUUGGUCUUAACUGCAAGGUCAUUUGUUUUCUUUGGUAUUAUUGUUGAUUUUCCGGAACAAUUUUUUUGCGUCAUCAUACACGUGCCGAUGUAAACGGGGAGCAAUUCAUAGCUGACAAGUAAUAAAAAAGAAAAGGGUAAACUGACAUGUGUUUGGGAAGAAAUUCAUAUUUUGGUAUUUAAAGCAUGAUGUUUACAGCCAUUGAGCCUGAAUUUAUAUAAUUUUAAAAAUGUACGGGAAUAAAAACAGUAAUGUGUAAGUGUACCAUUGCAAGUAUUAUAACCUUUCUUUGACGGUGUGUGACACGUCUACAUUGUUAUGUUCUUAGUUAGUUACUUUCAUGUUUUGUUUGGACUGAGAUUUAUAGGGUUCAUAUCCAUCUAAUGUAUUUAUAAAUCCCUUUUUACAUCAGCAAUUGUCACAAAGUGCUUCUACAGAAACCCAGCCUAAAACCCCAAAGAGCAAGCAAUGCAGAUGUAGAAGCACAAUGGCUAGGAAAACUCCCUAGAAAGGCUGGAACUAGGAAGAAACCUAGAGAGGAACCAGGCUCUGAGGCGUGGCCAGAUGGAGAUUAUUUAGAGUACAUGGCCAUUUAAAGCCGGAUUGUUAUUCAAGAUGUUCAAAAGUGCGUAGAUAACCAGCAGAGUCAAAUGAUCACAGUGAUUUAUAGAGCACGUGUCAAAUUCAUUCCACGGAGGGCCGAGUGUCAGCAGGUUUUUUCUGCUCCCUUGUAAUUGAUUGAUAAAUUAAGGUCACUGAUUAGUAAGGAACUCCCCUCACCUGGUUGUCUAGGUCUUAAUUGAAAGGAAAAAACAAAAACCAGCAAACACUUGGCCCUCCAUGGAAUGAUUGUGACACCCAUGUUACUUCUGAGGUGCUGACCUUUUGCACCCUCUGUAAAUAUCAGUUGGCUUUUAAUCUGAGCAUUCAGAGGUCGAGACAGCAGGUGCGGUAGAGAGAGGGUCGAAACAGCAGGUCCUGGACAAGGUAGCACGUCCGGUGAAUAGGUCCGGGUUCCAUAACCGCAGGCAGAAUAGCAGAAACUGCAUGAGCAGCACGACCAGGUGGACUGGGGGCGGGGACUGCCAGGGGUCAUCAGGCCAGUUAGUCCUGAGGCAUUGUCCUAGGACUCAGGUCCUCUGGGAGGGGGGAGAGAGAAGAAUUAGAGAGAGCAUACUUAAGAUCACACACGACACCAGAUACAACAGACUGGCCCUGUCCUGCCAGCAUAAAUACGGGGUUCGGGGACAAUGGCCCAUCCAAAGUUACCCUCGGACAGCAUAUCACAAGCAUUGCCUUAAAAAUGUAUAAUACUUUUAUACUGUGAGAUAUUGUACUUUUGUAUUCUGGCCUCUAUUCUGUGUUGUAGAAUUGGCUAUGCAUACACCUUUACAGAUUUGGUGGCCAGGUAGUUGUGUACUGUUCAUUGUAAAUAAUCAUGUGGAUGUCAAUAAAUUAAUGAUAUCGUAAAAUC
This is a messenger RNA of Salvelinus fontinalis (brook trout), 3663 nucleotides long. Its product is annotated as nuclear envelope integral membrane protein 1-like. The record is from RefSeq and is a predicted model, not a curated record. The transcript is spliced from 9 exons. Lineage: Eukaryota; Metazoa; Chordata; Actinopteri; Salmoniformes; Salmonidae. Gene Ontology annotation, cellular component: nuclear envelope. Bases 45 to 1343 code for a protein of 432 amino acids.